This is a messenger RNA of Capronia epimyces CBS 606.96, 1416 nucleotides long. RefSeq lists its product as uncharacterized. The transcript has a single exon. Bases 1 to 1416 code for a protein of 471 amino acids. The record is from RefSeq and is a predicted model, not a curated record. NCBI's taxonomy places the organism in Eukaryota, Fungi, Ascomycota, Eurotiomycetes, Chaetothyriales, Herpotrichiellaceae.
AUGCCACAAGCGCGCCAGGUCCUCUUCCGCAUCUUCUAUAGCACCUCAUUCACAGUCGUCUUCUUAAUUUUGGUCGGCUUCAUCUGUUUCACCCCCGCCGAUGCCAUCUAUGAAUCCUACAAGCGGCACCGGCUGCUGGAUAUCUUCCUCAUCACCGGCGCCUAUGUCUUGACCGCCUUGAUCGCCGCAUUGAUGUAUGCCUCCCGCCUCUACACAAACCGCUCGGUGCUUAGGGACAUCCCGAAGACGUUUCUGCCCAUUGAAAAGGAGGACUUGCCCGGAAAACGAGUCCACCGUUUGAUACAGGACUGUCUGGAGCGAAGUGCAGUCAUAGCGUACCAGGCCCGGCCACGAAGCCGGAGGAUUGAGCACGAAACCGAGACCGCAGGCGCCAGGAUGUUGGCCCUGACCAACUCGCCAGCAUACACCGAUCAGAAUAUGGAGCCGCCGUGGGGGGAGAUAGCUCAUCCGGGCUGGUCCUCCCCGGCGUUCAAGGAGAUGCCCAACCUCGAGUACGCUACUGUCGUGGACGAGUUGACCGACCUUGUCGAAGCCAAGGCUGUUAGUCUUGCGCCUCUCGACCCAAGGGCCGAACCCGGUCCAGAUGGCACGCCCAUGCCGGAUCCUCGUGUGAUCGAUGAACUCGCUCGCCCCGAGGCUAUCGGCAUGCGACCGUACUUGAGACAUCUUAUAGACCUUGGCGUGGUCCCCGACACGCCGCUCACCGCGGCAUUUUUGGCGGCCUACGAACGCGCUCGGUUCUCCUCCAAACCGCUGACUGAUGGGGAUUUCCAGGCGUUGAUGCGAAUGUUUGCCGAGCUGCUCCGCAAUAUGGCUCCUGUGAACGCCGAGCUGCUUGAUCUCGACGCCUCGUCCUACGAGCCGACCUUGUCUGAAGCCUCCAGUGUGUCGAGCCACGGCCUACACCAGCGGCCCCCUGAUCCCGAAACCUCAUCUGCCGCAUCUACAUUCUCGAAUUCUGGGUCUGUGCGCCAUCACCAACCUCCUCCACGGCGCAUCUCCGAGGACUCUGCCGCGCCGUCACUCUCGUCCCUCGAACAAGAGCACGACCAUGCGCACAACCAAGAAGAGGACACAGACGCACGUUCGCUCCGCACUGCGCCAACCACGAUAUCUCGCUCCCGCUCCAGACUCACCCUGGGGUCGAAUUCGCUCAUGGUGUCUGCCGCAUCCCGACCGAAUCUGCAUUCCGCGUCGUCCCACGAAUCCUUGCACUCCAGGCUCUCUUCACGGUCGCGAAGGACCCGGCGAAGCGGACCCUCCAACAGGAACGUGAUUCGUUUGACGAGAGAUAGUGAAGGUGGCGAUUUGCCCUAUACGAUUCAGUCCCUACCGAGUCAAGACGGAUCCCGACGUAGACCGGCACAGAGUGAUGACGAUGAUAACUGGAUAUAA